UUAAAUUAAAACAAAAUGUUUAAAUUCUAUAGACAAUUAAGCACAACAUGUUUAAAGACUUUUAAAUCACCAAACAAAUUAAGAAGCUAUAGCACACAGCCACCGCGAGGCAAUCCCUUUGCAGAGGCAGCCCAAAAGAAAAAUUUAAAAUCUACUUUGUACUAUGUCACAGCCGGAGGAGUAUUAAUAGUGGGUUUAAGUUAUGCAGCAGUGCCGCUAUAUCGUAUGUUUUGUCAGGCCUAUAGCUACGGUGGCACUACAAGUCAAGGUCAUGAUGGCGAAAAGGUGGAGACCAUGUUGAAAAUUGAGGAUCGUAUUAUACGAGUACGCUUCAAUGCCGAUUUGGCUGCCUCUAUGCGUUGGAAUUUCAAGCCUCAACAAUAUGAAAUUAAAGUGGCUCCUGGUGAGACCGCCUUGGCUUUUUAUACAGCCAAAAAUCCUACAGAUUUGCCGGUAAUAGGCAUUAGCACCUAUAAUGUUAUACCUUUUGAGGCGGGCGCUUAUUUCAAUAAGAUACAAUGUUUUUGUUUUGAGGAGCAGCAAUUAAAUCCACAUGAAGAGGUGGAUAUGCCGGUGUUCUUUUAUAUUGAUCCGGAGUAUGUUAAGGAUCCUAAACUGGAAAAUGUGGACACUAUUACACUAUCGUACACUUUCUUUGAGGCCAAAGAUGGUUUAAAACUUAAUUUCCCAGCUUAUGCAAAGCCUCAUAAUGCAUAAAAUGCUGAUUGUUUAUUAGACGAUUUUUUGUAAAUAAAAUUAUUUAAAGAAAGUU
Molecule: messenger RNA, 772 nt
Organism: Calliphora vicina (urban bluebottle blowfly)
Lineage: Eukaryota; Metazoa; Arthropoda; Insecta; Diptera; Calliphoridae
Gene: Cox11
Product: cytochrome c oxidase assembly protein COX11, mitochondrial
Exons: 3
Coding region: 16-717 (233 amino acids)
Cellular component (GO): mitochondrial inner membrane
Molecular function (GO): copper ion binding
Source: RefSeq, a predicted model, not a curated record